Molecule: messenger RNA, 983 nt
Organism: Erigeron canadensis
Lineage: Eukaryota; Viridiplantae; Streptophyta; Magnoliopsida; Asterales; Asteraceae
Product: probable plastid-lipid-associated protein 8, chloroplastic
Exons: 4
Coding region: 92-847 (251 amino acids)
Source: RefSeq, a predicted model, not a curated record
UUUGCCCUCUUCAUUCUUGACUUCAGUUAUGCACAAACAAACCCUUCCCCUAAAAUAAAAUUCAUUUUUAUUAAUCCUCUUGGGCCAAUCCAUGGCUUCUCUUCUUCCAUCUUUCUCUAUGGUUUCAUUUUCAUCCCACAAUCUUAAACCAUCAGUAGUGACUUCACUUAAUUUACUGCCACUAAACACUAGACCACAAUGCCCUCCUGCUGCAAUUUAUUAUAAUAAUAAAAAUGUUGGAGCUCUUCGCAAUGUUAUCACUUGUUCAUCUAUGUCAGCUCCUGCACAGCAAGUACCGGCCUCGCCAUCACAGCUCCGCCCUGAUGAGCUUGCUGCUUCCAUUUUCUCCAAGGUUAUGCAAACAGAUCGAGGAGCAACAUUGACACGGGAACAACAUCUUCAAGUAGCUGAAUUGACUGGUGAAUUGAGUAAAUAUUGUAUCGAUUCACCUGUAACUUGCCCUCUUAUUUUUGGAGACUGGGAUGUGGUGUAUUGCUCAAAUCCUACAUCGCCUGGUGGGGGUUUCAGGAGUGGACUUGGCCGCAUUGUUUUUAGAACAAAGGAAAUGAUUCAAGUUGUUGAGGCUCCUGAUACUGUAAGAAACAAAGUAUCCUUCUCUGCUCUUGGUUUCAUUGACGGAGAAGUCUCUUUGAAAGGCAAACUGAUAGUUCUAGACGAGAAAUGGAUUAAGGUGGUGUUUGAGCCACCUGAACUUAAGCUUGGAUCGGUAGAGUUUCAGUUUGGUGGUGAAAGUGAGGUUCAGCUCGAGAUUACAUAUAUUGACGAAAAAUUGAGGUUAGGGAAGGGUUCUAGAGGGUCGGUGUUUGUUUUCCAAAGGCGAAAAUAGGUUAUUCAAUUGUCAAGUCGAUCUUUAUGCAUGUCUAGAUGUCUUCAACCUAUACCUUUUUGUUAUGAUUCAUGUAAGUUGUAUUGUAUACUGUAUAUAACAAUAAAUAAAAUGAAGCAUUCACCUCGUUUGAUUA